AUGUCAAACUUUGAGCCAAGAAUCGACUUUGAAGAAUCGUGGAAUUAUGUGGAGAAACGCAUCAAGAAGGUGCUGGACAAUCUAGAAUGCUUGCCUAAUACUCACUUAAGUUCUGAGGAUAACAUAAUGAUAUACACAGACAUCUACAAUAUGGGUUUUAUGCAUAACUCCUUUGUAUAUGAUAAGUACAAAGAAGUGAUUUAUGACUACAUCAUAUCAACUGUUUUGCCAUCUUUGGAAGGAAAGAAAGAUGAAGUCUUGUUAAGAGAAUUGCUGAGAAGAUGGUCAAAUCAUAAAACUAUGACCAAUUGCCUCUCCAAGUUUUUUCUGCAUCUUGAAUUAAAAUAUAUCCCACGUACAAUUCUUCCUUCUCUCCAAGAAACUAGCUUCUUAUCCUUCUAUAACUUGGUAUACGAUAGAUUGCAUACACAAGUAAUGGAUGCAAUAUUAGCAAUGAUUGAUAGGAAACUAGUGGGAGAUGCUAUUGAUGGAACAUUGGUCAAUAACAUAUUGGUGUUCUAUUCAGAGAUUGGAGAAAAGACAAGAAAAGAAGAACCAAAACAAUUUGCAGAAACAAUGAUGAUGAAAGCUAAUGAAACAUUCUACAUGCAUGUCGAAGCUUCGGAUUAG
This is a messenger RNA of Vicia faba (fava bean), 630 nucleotides long. The record is from the annotation of a GenBank genome assembly. NCBI's taxonomy places the organism in Eukaryota, Viridiplantae, Streptophyta, Magnoliopsida, Fabales, Fabaceae.